GUUCAGUGUGUCAGUGCCGCAGUCAGUUUUCGCGAAUCCGCUCCGUUCUGCGUUCGCGAAGUACGUACGCGUCGUCUUCGAACGUGCGUUUUUAACCCGCCAUCGGCCGUGUGGAUAUCAACCAACGUGCCUAGCGCGUCCCUUUAGCUCACCGUGUGAUGCGAUUUUAAUUCGCUGCGGCUGUUGGUUUUUACAUACGUUAUUGGCUGGUGGUGUCAAAGAAUUUUCUACUUUGGCAGCAGGUGCCCUGGAACCUGAUCAUGAAAAUGGUGCUAUCACAACGACAGCGAGAAGAGCUGAACAAAGCGGUCGCUGAUUACCUGAGUACCAAUGGCUACAUGGACGCGCUGGAGGCGUUCAAGAAGGAGGCCGAUAUGCCCGGAGACGUCGAGCGCAAGUUCGCCGGCCUCCUGGAGAAGAAGUGGACGUCGGUGCUGCGGCUGCAGAAGAAGGUGAUGGAUCUGGAGUCGAAGCUCAGCGAAGCUGAGAAGGAGUUCAUCGAUGGCGCGCCCACGCGCGGCAAGCGCAACCCCAGCGAGUGGAUUCCACGUCCGCCGGAAAAACACAGCCUCGCUGGUCACAGAGCGCCGGUAACACGCGUGAUCUUUCACCCGGUCUUCAACCUAAUGGUGUCUGCCAGCGAGGACGCCACCAUCAAGGUAUGGGACUUCGAAGCAGGGGAAUAUGAACGCACGCUGAAGGGUCACACCGACUCAAUCCAGGACAUCGCUUUCGAUGCCGGCGGUAAAGUGCUUGCCUCCUGCAGCGCGGACAUGUCCGUCAAGCUGUGGGACUUUCAGACGUUCGAUUGUAUGAAAACGAUGCUCGGGCACGAGCACAACGUCUCCAGCGUGGCAUUCCUGCCCGCUGGCGACUUUGUCGUCUCGGCGAGUCGUGAUCGCACGAUUAAGAUGUGGGAGGUCGCGAAUGGGUACUGCGUGAAGACAUUCAACGGACAUCGUGAAUGGGUAAGGAUGGUGCGAGCGUCCGCUGAUGGCGCGAUGCUUGCCAGUUGCUCCAAUGAUCACACCGUGCGUGUGUGGCUGGUGGCGAAUAAGGAGUGCAGGCAGGAGUUGCGUGGUCACGAUCAUGUGGUUGAAUGCGUCGCUUGGGCUCCGGCUUUGACUAGUUCGGCGAUUAAUGAGGGUGCAGGUGCGGAUAAUCGCAAGGGGGAACAUCUUGGGCCGUUCCUGGCGAGUGGAUCCAGAGAUAGGAAUAUCAGAAUAUGGGAUGUGAACGCUGGAAUUUGUCUGAUUACGCUCACCGGACACGAUAACUGGGUGCGAGGCGUUGUAUUCCAUCCAGGUGGCAAGUUUCUGGUCUCAGCUGGCGACGAUAAAACCUUGCGUGUGUGGGAUCUCACCCACAAGAGGUGCAUGAAGACCCUGGAAGCUCACAAACACUUUUGUACAUCCGUUGAUUUCCACAAAUCUCAUCCGUACGUGAUCUCCGGCAGCGUGGAUCAGUCGGUGAAAGUCUGGGAGUGCCGCUAAAUCCGCCACCUUUAAGCAAAAUUCUGGAGCGUUAAGGAAAGAAACAAAAAAAAAAUUGAAACAAACACAUUUACACACACAAAACCCCACACAUAAAUCAUUUACAGAGAAUUCUAAUUUUUACUAAUCUUGAAAUGAUGCGAUUUCGAAGCAAGGCGACAGGCGAAGAUUUGCAAUUUGGGACAAUUUGUAAUGUAUUGCGUACAACAAUAAUUACUACUGAUUAUAUAUUUAACAACACCAACACAGAUACAGACAACACAAAACCCGAGAAAAAAACAAACAAAAACGAUGAUCGCAAGCAGGCGCGGGUCCUCGACGCGCAUGCGUUAUUUAUCGCCGCCGUUUUUAUCAACAAAAUCAAAUCAACCAUUGUAUAAUAUAUUUUGUUUUUUUAAAUAGGCUUACAGUAUGCAUGUACAUGCUGUUCUUUUAACAUCCGUUUAUGCUUCGUCCAAUAUUCCACAACAUUUGUGCGCGGCGCGCAGCCGCACGUUUUAAUUAAUUUUAUCCACAUCAUGUACAUAUUUAUAUAUUUAUUGCUUGUUAUAAAUAUCAGAACACACGUUGCACGGUGUCUAACUCAAUGGUUGCGAGUGUGCGGCCGCAGGACACUGCUAAUCGGAUGCACAAGGGCCGCGGGGGCGUGGGUACGAUCGAGGGACAGAUAUUUUUUUUUUUUCGUGGCAAGAUAAUGAUGCAUGGGAUAUACAUACUUGAAGAUUACACUAUACAAUGUUAAGAAUAUAAUAUACUUAUUUAUAUAUUUAGGAGUAAUUGAUAAAAUAAAACGUUUUAAAUGCUAAGUAAAUCAAUUGAUAAACAGUGGCGGUUUGGGGACGCGUUGAGCGGAAUUGUUAGUGGUAGGCAGUUAUUGAGCAGCGCAAAAUGUAGCUUAUUCCUCUCUGUCUCUGUCUCAGAAGUUGCUUUAUUGCUUGACUGUUUGUUUCACACCGUGUUCUAAGCAAUAUCUGCACCUCAUGUCUCUUUGUAAACGCCAUGUCUCUUGUGUUCUUCGAUUAGUUCCCCGUCUCGCUGCGUAUUUAUUAAACAUUUUUAAUUAAGAUGACAAAUGAUUGCGUACGUCCGCACGGACAACAACUAGUAAAUAAUUGUCUAAACUUGCUUCAAAUAUAUGUAUUUUGCCAGUGCGCGAAGAACGCAACCACACAAAAAUAUGAUGAUUGAGGAUCGAACGCAUUGCGUGCAUCCGAAAAAACUGUUAAUUCUAAGUCUUUAUCAACACAAAAAGAAUUGCUCUUCAAUCUUAUCGAUUAUAAUGAUGGAAUAAUCUACUAUAGCGUCUAUGCCUGUACUCAAUAUAGACAAUUAUAUUUAUGUAAUUUAUUCGGUAUUUAAAAGACACAGUUGCAAAUGAAAAACAAGAAAUACAUGACGGCGCAACACGUUUCUAGGUGUACCCAAAAAUGCCCAAUAUGUAGAACUAGUAACUAGCUUCGAUUGCAAUCGUUCUUACAAUAUGUAGUCGCCUAUGUUCGAAUAAAAAAAAUGUCACUGGUCGAAACAAUUUCACACAGGAGGCGCGCGCUGAUUCAAUUGUUUGAGUUGUGAUAUAUUCGUUGUAAUACUAAAUGUUGGACAUGAUGAUGAUGAUGAUGAUGGAGAGAGCGCGCCAGCGCCCUUCCACUGGAAGAUAAUUGUGAAAAAUAGGAAGUCGAUGAGGGUAUAUUUUUAGCUGAACGCUUUUUGGACGACUUUAAACUUUAAGCAAACAUGGAGAGAAUGAAGCGAAAUCGAUUAUAUGACGAUUGAGAUAUUCGAGAUGCAGAUAGGUUUCUAUUGGCUCGUUAUUUUUUGAUAAUGCACAGCACAAUACCCAUUAAAGCAUAUUAUAACAUUUUCCGUCUGUCUCUGUAUAUAUUAAUUAAUAUAUGAUUAAUUAUUAUAUAUGAAAAUGAACAAAUAUAAAUGAUUCAACAUGA
This is a messenger RNA of Dalotia coriaria, 3436 nucleotides long. RefSeq names its product LisH and WD40 domain-containing Lis-1 (gene Lis-1). The coding region runs from base 261 to 1493 and encodes 410 amino acids. The record is from RefSeq and is a predicted model, not a curated record. Gene Ontology annotation, cellular component: COPI vesicle coat. Gene Ontology annotation, biological process: intracellular protein transport; intra-Golgi vesicle-mediated transport; retrograde vesicle-mediated transport, Golgi to endoplasmic reticulum. Lineage: Eukaryota; Metazoa; Arthropoda; Insecta; Coleoptera; Staphylinidae. The transcript has 6 exons. Gene Ontology annotation, molecular function: protein binding.